Messenger RNA from Marmota monax (woodchuck), 4627 nucleotides. RefSeq names its product neuronal acetylcholine receptor subunit alpha-7. NCBI's taxonomy places the organism in Eukaryota, Metazoa, Chordata, Mammalia, Rodentia, Sciuridae. Gene Ontology annotation, cellular component: neuron projection; postsynaptic membrane; synapse. The coding region runs from base 65 to 1573 and encodes 502 amino acids. Gene Ontology annotation, molecular function: acetylcholine-gated monoatomic cation-selective channel activity; transmembrane signaling receptor activity. The record is from RefSeq and is a predicted model, not a curated record. The transcript has 10 exons. Gene Ontology annotation, biological process: regulation of membrane potential; nervous system process; monoatomic ion transmembrane transport.
GCGCAGGCCCCGGCUGACAGCCGAGACGGCGGCGCGCCGGCUCGCGGCAGCUCUGGGACCCAACAUGCGCGGCACCCGGGGAGGUGUCUGGCUGGCGCUGGUCGCGUCGCUCCUGCAAGUGUCCCUGCAAGGCGAGUUCCAGAGGAAGCUCUACAAGGAGCUGGUCAAGAACUACAACCCGUUGGAGAGGCCCGUAGCCAACGACUCCCAGCCGCUCACAGUCUACUUCUCUCUAAGCCUUCUGCAGAUCAUGGACGUGGAUGAGAAGAACCAAGUUUUAACCACCAAUAUUUGGCUGCAAAUGUCUUGGACAGAUCACUAUUUACAAUGGAAUAUGUCAGAAUAUCCAGGCGUGAAGACUGUUCGUUUUCCAGAUGGCCAGAUUUGGAAACCAGACAUUCUUCUCUAUAACAGUGCUGAUGAGAGGUUUGAUGCCACAUUCCACACCAACGUCUUGGUGAAUUCUUCUGGACAUUGCCAGUAUCUUCCUCCAGGCAUAUUCAAGAGCUCCUGCUAUAUUGAUGUGCGCUGGUUCCCCUUUGACGUGCAGCAUUGCAAACUGAAGUUUGGAUCCUGGUCUUAUGGAGGGUGGUCCUUGGACCUGCAGAUGCAGGAGGCAGAUAUCAGUGGCUAUAUCCCCAACGGAGAAUGGGAUCUCGUGGGAAUUCCAGGCAAAAGGAGUGAGAAGUUUUAUGAGUGCUGCAAAGAGCCAUACCCGGAUGUCACCUACACGGUAACGAUGCGCCGCAGGACACUCUACUAUGGCCUUAAUCUGCUCAUCCCUUGUGUGCUCAUCUCAGCUCUGGCCCUGCUAGUGUUCUUGCUCCCUGCAGACUCUGGGGAGAAAAUCUCCCUUGGAAUCACAGUUUUACUGUCUCUAACUGUCUUCAUGCUGCUUGUAGCAGAGAUUAUGCCCGCAACAUCUGAUUCAGUGCCAUUGAUAGCCCAGUACUUUGCCAGCACCAUGAUCAUUGUGGGCCUCUCUGUUGUGGUGACAGUGAUUGUGCUGCAAUAUCACCACCAUGACCCUGAUGGGGGCAAGAUGCCUAAGUGGACCAGAGUCAUUCUUCUUAACUGGUGUGCAUGGUUCCUGCGCAUGAAGAGGCCCGGGGAAGACAAGGUCCGCCCAGCUUGCCAGCACAAGCAGCGACGCUGCAGCCUGGCCAGUGUGGAGUUGAGUGCGAGUGCAGGGCCUCCUACCAGCAACGGGAACCUUCUAUAUAUCGGCUUCCGAGGCCUGGAGGGCAUGCACUGUGCCCCGACCCCUGACUCUGGGGUUGUGUGUGGCCGCAUGGCUUGUUCCCCUACACAUGAUGAGCACCUUCUGCAUGGUGGACAGCCCUCAGAGGGGGACCCAGACCUGGCCAAGAUCCUGGAGGAGGUCCGCUACAUUGCCAACCGCUUCCGCUGCCAGGAUGAGAGUGAGGCUGUCUGUAGUGAGUGGAAGUUUGCAGCCUGCGUGGUGGACCGCCUGUGCCUCAUGGCCUUCUCAGUCUUCACCAUCAUCUGCACCAUUGGCAUCCUCAUGUCAGCUCCAAACUUCGUGGAGGCUGUGUCCAAAGACUUUGCAUAACAUCACCCAGUUCUAUACACAUAGGAAAUGCACAGAUAGGCAAAGUGGUUGUUGGUGAGAAUUCUGUGUGGUAAACUCACAGCAGCAUUAAAUGUGACAACUCUGAUGUAUCCUUUGUGGCUGUCAAUUGUCAAUCCUGAUGGUUACAGUUUCCUUGUUACCUUCAGUAAUAGGAUCUUAGUAUUUUUCUCUUUGAUAUCUUAUGCAUACCACUGGCACAUCAUUCUGUUCAGCAGGGCCACUGUACAGUCAUUUUGCCCAUUUGUUCUCUUUCUGGAGAGCCAUUUAGAGAGAUCUUUGUGGCUCCAGACUGUCAGGGCAGGCCUGUACAGUUGGUUUUGCAUGCUUGCAUGUCACUUGCCAUAAGGCCCACAUGAAAAUUCAACGAGUGCUUUUGCCUAUGUACAAACCUAGAUUAAAACUAACGAUAAUAAACCACUCACUAAAUCCAUUCUAAUAAUUGACUUGUGAAAGAAAAAAAAAAAACUAAAACCGAUCUGCUGGCUUUUCUGUAGUUCAACUAUAUAUUUUUUCUCUACCAAUGACAGUCGGUAGAGAGAAACAGUUGUAUGCUGUUUAUAGAAGAGAGUGAGACAGACACUGUUUGUGUGUGUAUGUGUGUGUAUCUCGUAAACUAUGUUUAUACCAGCUAAUUUUUACAAACCUAUUCUUUUGAGAAAAAUCAGAGGGACUCAAGUUUGUGUCUAUUGCAAUAUAGGACCAGACCUGGUCAAGUGUGCAUGAGAGGCUGUGUCCCCUGUAGAUCCUAGAUGACUCCCACGCUUCUUGUGCUACCCCUGGACACUGUUCUGUUCUGCAAAAUCCAAAGGACAAAUAGGGUUCUGUGAGAAAUACCAGCUCGAAGGAAUAACUGAAGCUAAGUUACACACUUUAAUGUGCUUUUUAAAAAUAAGAAUGUAUUAGAUGCUUCAUACUUGUUGGAGAUGAUUCGUUUUAGAAGAAUGUCCAUCCAAAUGCACACCGUAAAGUGAGCAUAUUAUUUGGCUUUUUCUCCAUGUGAUAGGGCCAGGAUGCAAGGACUGGGACCUCUCUGGCCCUCUGUGUAGUAAGAACUGGGGAGGGGAUGGUGGCUUUCCGAGAUGCCCAUCAGUAGCAGUCAAAAUGGAGGAGCUGUCAGAACAUCAGAGGCUGCACAGCAAUAAGCCCUGGUUUCUGGCUUUUGGGGAUCUGCAUCCUUAUAGCCUGUUCACCCCAGUUUCAACACAGAAAGUUGGCUCAGGGUUAAUUUGUGAUUCACUGGAGAUGUGUUCUAAAGACAAGAACAAUUUCAAUUUUUUAACCUAAGAGGGGACACCAUAUCCCACUGAAAUUAGCAGGUAGUAAUCACUGUGCCUCUUCUUGUUUGUUGUUGUUUUUAAUGAGAUCAGAAGGUAAUUCACCAAGAAAAACCUCUGUGGUUCUAUUGUAGCAUUCAGUAACUGCUCAGAGCUCAAAACUGUGCUUCUGAGCUCCUAGAAAUCUUUAAGCUGCUUCCAACCACUGAGUGGGGCACAUCAUGAAAGAUUAAAUUUUCAGAUCAAAAUAAAUUGCCAUCCAUUUCACUAAUUUCUGAGUAAUGCCUAUAAAUUCACUUGUUUAGAGGAAAUGAAGGUUUAUGUGUAUUAUGUGUGCAUGGGUGCGUGCAUAUGUGCAAGUGCCUGUGUGUGCAACUUAAGAGGAGAACUUGUUUACAACAAGAAGGUUGAUAAACCACGAGACUCUAGCAAAAUGCUAUUUGGAGCAGGGUCAUCCACCCAUUCUACAUGGUGUGGACAAAUGACGCACAAUGUUGUUUUUGUUUUUCCUAUUGAAGUGUCUUUAGAAACAAAUAGAAGUGUUUGAUUUAAAAAGAGAGAGCUUCGUAUCUUAUUGUUACAUGAAAUUAAUCUCUACCAUAUAUUUUUUUGCUUUAAAGAGAACUUUUUCAUUUUGUAUUUUAUACAGAAAAACAUAAAAAGCAAAUAAAAGUUUAUCAUUUUGACCACCCAAAUAACUAUUCUGUCAUUGAUAAUAAUAAUUAGGAAUUAACUCCCCACAAAAUUAGAAAAAUGUAUAUGGUUAGAAACAGAAACCUUCCUUAUCCUAGUCACUUGAGAAGUUGAGGCAGGAAAUCACAAGUUGGAGGCCAGCCUCAACAACUUGGGAAAACCCUUCCUCAAAAUAAAAAAAAAAUUAAAAAGGUGUGGAAUUGGCACAGAGGUAGAGCAUCAUGUGUUCAGUCCCCUGUACCACAAAACAAAACCAAGCAGCCUCCUCCCAACCCCUUCCCCUUUUUGUCCUCCACAGAGGCCCCUUUUUGUUCUCCACAGAGACUCCUUUUUGUCCUCCACUGAUGAGUUUUCAGAGACAUUUCUAGAAUGGAGGAAAAGAAGGGCGGGGGCUGAAGGAGGAGAGAGUUGGGAAUGGAGAAAGACAUAUUCUAGCCAUCACGCUAUGCAAAGCACUCUGCACCUAGUGUUCUGACUUAAAGAUCUUUCCACAGUGACAAAUGAAGAUCUACCUCUAUUUCUCUAAAUGGCUGCUUAGCAUUCCUUUGCCUCAGUGGACCAUAAUUUAUUUGAAUUUUUUUUCUUUUAUUGGUAAACAUGUAGAUAUUUCCAGUUUUUAUUUUUAUAUGCAAACCUAUACUUAUCAUCUCUGUGUAUAUUUUACCACACUUUUGUGAUUAUAUCUUGGUAGAAAUUCCAGUUAGAAAUGGAAUCUCUGGACAAUAAGGCUUUGUGCAUUUAACAUUUUGAUAGAUAUUGCCAGAUUAUCUUCCAGACACCAAUCAGUGGAUACCCCACCAAGAGUACAAUGAAAGGAAAAAUUUCUUAGCCUUUUAGUGCUAAAUACUGUUGAAUUUAUUUUUUCCCAACAUGGUAAAAAAAAAAAAGAUAUUGCAAUAUUAUUCUGACUUUAGUUCAUUCUAUUGUGAGGUUGAACAUCUUUUCAAAUGGUUUUUUGGCAAUUUCAAUCUUUGUAAAUUUAUACUUUUAUGCAGUUUUUCAAUUGGGUUAUUUGGCUUUAUUUUCUUAAUUCAUUUUCUUAUGCAUGUCAGGCUCUUUCUCUUAU